Sinocyclocheilus grahami is the source of this 2036-nucleotide messenger RNA. Its product is annotated as UDP-glucuronosyltransferase 2B31-like. The transcript has 2 exons. Gene Ontology annotation, molecular function: UDP-glycosyltransferase activity. NCBI's taxonomy places the organism in Eukaryota, Metazoa, Chordata, Actinopteri, Cypriniformes, Cyprinidae. The record is from RefSeq and is a predicted model, not a curated record. The coding region runs from base 364 to 1944 and encodes 526 amino acids.
UGUUGAUAGCCCUCCUUUGACACUUUCUUUUGCUGUGCCUCAGUUUUGCCUCGUGAUUCAGUACCGAACCUAAAACUUCACAUUGACUCAAAUUAGGGACAACUGAGAAUCAAUGAAGACGUUUCGUAUUCUUCUCUCUGAUUGAAAGCUGAUCCAAAGAUUUGACCACAGGCCACUUUAGAUCUCAGGUUACAAAGUACGUGAAGCGGGUUUGACGAAGGUAGUCUUUUGCCUGUUUUAGCGUGUACAGUGUGGUAUAAUCACACAGGCAUCAGUGUAAAGUUUGGAAAUCCAAAGCUUGUUUUGGCAGUGUUUGCACCAGACAGCCGGAGCAUCAACAGUCAUACAAAAGCUUUCUGAAAGAUGAAGUACAAACAGCUAUUCUCACUCACUUGCCUGCUCUUUGUGAUUUGCUGCUGUCAUGGUGGAAAUGUCCUGGUGUGGCCUGAGGAUUGUAGCCACUGGGUGAACAUGAAAGUCAUUUUGAGGAAACUCCACAGCCACAGUCAUAGCCUUACCGUGGUGCGUUCGUCUAAAAGUUGGUAUAUCCAAGAGAAUUCUUCCCUCUACAGCACCAUCAUUGUCAACCCAAUGGAGACCGAAGAUGUGGGCGCGGACUACUUCAAGAUGUUGAUACAGAGGUCACUGGAGCUACAAAGGAUGUCGCCUUUCUUCCGUUUCUUGGAACAGCAGAAAGAUAUCGCCAGUGUGCUAAAGGUAUUUCACAAUGGAGCACUUCAAAUGAUUUCUGCCAUUUUGGACGAUGCAGCGCUUGUCAAACGCUUGCGAGAAGCUAAGUUUGACCUGCUGCUAACAGAUCCUGCGUUCCCAGCCGGUGUCCUGUUAGCCAAAUUCCUCCACCUCCCCAUGGUUUACAAUGUACGUUGGCUGAAUGCAGGGGAUGCUCACAUGCAAAUUGCACCCUCACCGCCGUCCUAUGUCCCAAUGUACAAUUCAUUGCUCCAUGACCAAAUGAACUUCCUACAGCGUACAGAAAAUUUCCUACGGUAUCUGUUUAGCCUUUUCCAGGAGCGAUGCAUCAUCGUGCCUAUUUACAGUGAACUGCUUGAGCGCCAUUUCCCGCCCGGCACUGAUCUUUUGUCAAUGCAGCAAUCAGCUGACAUUUGGUUGAUGAGAAUGGACUUUGUUUUUGAGUUUCCACGGCCCUCCAUGCCUAACGUGGUCUACAUGGGUGGCUUUCAAUGUCAGCCGGCUCAAGCACUUCCUGCAGAGCUGGAAGAGUUUAUGCAGAGCUCCGGGGAGCAUGGAGUUGUCAUCAUGUCCUUGGGAACAGUAGUCGGCGCUCUUCCUACAGCGAUCACAGAGGCCAUUGCUACAGCCUUUGCUGAGAUCCCUCAGAAAGUCUUGUGGCGGUACCACGGGGAACGACCCUCAACUCUGGGAAACAACACUUUACUUCUAAAGUGGUUUCCUCAGAAUGAUCUACUGGGCCAUCCAAAGAUGCGUGCGUUUGUAUCUCAUGGGGGCACCAAUGGUAUGUACGAAGCGGUUUACCAUGGAGUCCCCGUCUUAGCUUUGCCGCUCCUCUUUGACCAGUUUGACAAUGUUCUGCGACUGCAGGUUCGAGGUGCGGCUCGAGUUCUUCAAGUCGCAACACUUACAUCACAAGAAUUUCUCGAAGCCCUCAAAGAUGUCCUCGAGAACCCGCUGUACCGAAGCAGUGUCCGCAAACUGUCAGAGCUGCACCGCGAUCAACCCUUGACUCCUCUUGAAAGUGCCACUUUUUGGAUUGAGUACGUUAUUAGACACAAAGGAGCAGCUCACCUUCGCCCAGAGGGGAAUAACUUGCCUUGGUACUCUUAUCAUAGUCUAGAUGUGUUGGCUUUUCUACUGACGUUCACUGUGAUUGCUCUUUUGACCUCAGUAUAUGUCUGCAAGCUUUUGUGUUGCAGGAAGUCAAUCAAAAAGAGGAAGGUGGAAUGAAUUGAGCUUGAACAUUUGAUAUGUACUUUUUGAAAAGCUGAUGAAACACUGAAUUAAAUGCAGCAGCCAAAUAUUCAAUUUUUUUUAUCAUA